AAUGUUCAUUACUGGGUCUUAAAGUUUUUGAGAGAUUGCCCUCCACCCUAUAUCAACACUGAGGUUUUCCUGAACUGUAUGGUGUAACAUGCAGAAAACAUUUUUUUUUACCAAGAUAAUUGCACAUGGCCAUGGCCAUUAUUGGGAAUCAAUCAGUGAAGCUAGUUUUGUUUUUAUUUGCAGAAAUGUGGUAUCAGAUCUUUCUUUGGUGUUUGGCAACCUCAGUGUUUAUUCACUGUGUUUCAGCUGGUGUUGCUUUCUUUGCUUUACGGCAGCAUUCACGUGGCAUGUUUUUCCCUCUUCUCAUAAUCUUCGUUGGAUUUCUUUAUCCUGUGACUGGAGGAAUAAUUACAAGUGCUACAAUAGGAGCUGUGUAUCGAACUGCACAUUUCACCAUGCCUCGCUAUGCUGCAUUUCUUUGGGGUGCUGGACAAGCGUUCAUAGGAUUUUUGGUAUCUUAUACACGGAUAUUGGCUACCCUGUGACGCAAGAAUGUGAUUGUGAAUCAAUGUAACUUUGAGCUGCUUGAUAAUGACAAACAGAGUAAAGGACUAGGAACUAGUUAAACUUCAUGUACUAUAUAUGGGCACAUACUUUGUGUACUGUAUGGGGCAUAAUUUGACUCAACCUUUGAAGGAAGAAAGAACAUAAUUUACAGAGUAUGCCAGGCCAUGUUUUCUCAUCACAACUUAUCACUAAACAAAGGCAGCAAGUAGAGAUGGAAACAUAAGUUUAUUUUACAAGGCAAGAGAAGACACCAUAUACAUUGUUGGUUAUAUAUACAGAUUUUAUGUGUACUGCUAUUGGUCUGUGCAUUCCACAAGAAUGUACUAAAAGAACCCUUCACUUGGAUGUGUUUACACAAGUUCUAUUAAUAAAUUCAGUUUUAGUCA
Molecule: messenger RNA, 893 nt
Organism: Orbicella faveolata
Lineage: Eukaryota; Metazoa; Cnidaria; Anthozoa; Scleractinia; Merulinidae
Product: transmembrane protein 170A-like
Source: RefSeq, a predicted model, not a curated record